CAUUUCCAUGGUUGGCUUUCGCGACAAAUACCAAUUAACAGGUACAUAGAACGGCAAGUGCAACUGCUCGUUGGUAAUUUGAUCUGAAGACAACAAACAGUUCCUAUGGCGGACUCAUCGGGGACGACGCUCAUGGAUCUAAUCACGGCGGACCCAACAACGGCGUCGUCCACGGCUUCAACUUCGUCUGCGGCUUCAUCUUCAGCGACAGCGGCUCCGGCAACUCACCCAACCGCGCUGGGCAAGCCGGCUGGGGAAAAGAAGUCCAAGAGAGCCACAUUUAUGCAGAUCCAGACCGACACGCUUACCGUUGCCAAAGCUGCUUUAGCCCCAGUUAGGACUAAUCUAAUGCCGCAAAAGCAGAAGAAAAAGCCAGUUUCAUAUUCCCAACUCGCCAGAAGUAUUCAUGAACUAGCUGCCACAUCUGAUCAAAAAAAUUCUCAGCGGCAGCUAGUGCGCCAUGUAUUUCCAAAACUUGCUGUGUAUAACUCUGUCGACCCGUCACUGGCACCUUCUCUUCUCAUGCUUAACCAGCAAUGUGAAGAAAGAAGUGUGCUGCGGUAUGUCUAUUACUAUCUGGCCAGAAUUUUGUCCGACACCGGUGCCCAAGGUGUGGGUACAGGGGGUGGGAUACCCACUCCAAACUGGGAUGCCUUGGCUGACAUUGAUGCUGUUGGAGGUGUUACUCGAGCUGAUGUUGUACCACGAAUAGUAGAACAGCUUACUGCAGAAGCCAAAAAUGCCGAUGUUGAAUUUCAUGCACGAAGAUUGCAAGCUUUGAAGGCUCUUACAUCUGCUCCUUCGAAUAAUUCUGAAAUUUUGUCCAGAUUGUAUGAAAUUGUGUUUGGCAUACUGGAGAAGGUGGGUGAUGCACCACAAAAGCGGAAAAAAGGCAUACUUGGUGCUAAAGGUGGUGAUAAAGAGGUAAAAUUGCUUUGCAACUAUCUUUUGGGCUUAACUUUGCUACUUGGUUGUGUUGCUUUGAGUAUCAAUUGACUUGGGAUGAAGUUAG
Messenger RNA from Neltuma alba, 1012 nucleotides. RefSeq lists its product as uncharacterized. Lineage: Eukaryota; Viridiplantae; Streptophyta; Magnoliopsida; Fabales; Fabaceae. Bases 106 to 996 code for a protein of 296 amino acids. The transcript has 7 exons. The record is from RefSeq and is a predicted model, not a curated record.